Messenger RNA from Chinchilla lanigera (long-tailed chinchilla), 2707 nucleotides. Its product is annotated as vomeronasal type-2 receptor 116-like. Bases 1 to 2676 code for a protein of 891 amino acids. The transcript is spliced from 9 exons. The record is from RefSeq and is a predicted model, not a curated record. Gene Ontology annotation, molecular function: G protein-coupled receptor activity. NCBI's taxonomy places the organism in Eukaryota, Metazoa, Chordata, Mammalia, Rodentia, Chinchillidae. Gene Ontology annotation, biological process: G protein-coupled receptor signaling pathway. Gene Ontology annotation, cellular component: membrane.
AUGACCAUCAAACCUUUUCCAAUUUGUGUUUUUCCAGUUGGAGCCAAACCUCAGGUGCAGAGCUCCAAGCUUCCUCUCUCAGUGUGUAACUCUGCUAAUGAAGACUGCCUUUUCACAAGGGGUGCCAGAGUGCGCAAAGAUGGAGAUGUGGUGAUUGGGGGUUUUUUCUGCCUUUGUACUGGUUUAUACUUGACUGGUACUAUUGAUAUACAGCCUAGCAAGGACUUCAUUACCCUUGUGGAUGUUCCAGGCCUCCAGGAGCUGAAGCAAGGAAACUUCCAUGUGGCCACAGGAACAAGACAUCAGCUUAUGCCCAACAGUUAUCAGAAUGUUCUAGCCUUAAUUUUUGCCAUUGAAGAGAUCAACUGGAGUAUUCAGCUUUUACCCAACAUAUCUCUCGGAUAUGAGUUUCAUAACUUCCUUUAUAGUCAUUGGAGGAUAUUGGAAAGUUUCCUCAUUUUGCAAACAGGACAGGACGGGAUCCCUAACUACACGUGUGGGAGAGAAACCAAGUCUGUCGCAUUAUUAACAGGAACAUCAUGGGCAACUUCUGCUCAAAUUGGAGGACUAUUGGAACUGUAUAAAUUUCCACAGAUUACUUUUGGCUCUUUUGAUCCUAUGUUGAGUGAAAAUAGACAGUUUCCUUCUCUCUACCAGAUGGCCCCCAAGGACACAUCUCUUGCCAUUAGAAUGGUCUCCUUGAUCCUUCAUUUCAGCUGGAACUGGGUGGGGCUGGUCAUCACAGAAGGUCAGAAUGGCCUCAAGUUUCUCUCAGAUAUGAGAGCAGAGAUGGACAGAAAUGGAGUUUGUGUAGCAUUUGUGAAAAUGAUCUCAACUUCUCUUGUGUCCUAUCUCUCAACAACAAAGCUGCAUGAUUUUCUGACCAGAGAAACAUCACCAGUAAAUGUAGUUAUCAUUUACUAUGAUACGGAUAGUCUAAAUGAUGUAAAUUAUUGUAUAGGACUACAUUUAGUGACAUGGAGAGUCUGGAUCACAAACUCACAGUGGCAUGCUGAUAUCACUGGAAAAAAUUUCAUACUUGACUCAUUCCAUGGGACUUUCAUUUUUUCAUACCAUCAUGAGGAGAUUUCUGGUUUUAAAAAUUUUAUCCAGACAGCUAUCCCCUCCAAAUAUCCAGAAGAUCCUUUCCUUGCUCUGUAUUGGUUCCAGAAUUUUCAUUGCUCGUUGUCUGAGUCUACCUGUACAUUAAAGAACUGUACACCUAAUGCGUCUUUGGCCUGGUUACCUGGAAAUCAUUUCGACAUGGACAUGAGUGAUGGGAGUUACAAUAUAUACAACGCUGUGUAUGCUGUGGCACACGCCCUGCAUGAGAUGUUUUUUCAACAAGUGCAAGUGCAGUCAACAUCAAAGGGAGGAUGGACAGUGCUUUCCCUAUGGCAGCUGCAUCCGUUUCUGAAGACUAUCCAGUUUAACAAUCCUACCGGAGACCAAGUGAAUUUGGACCACAAAAGAAAACUUGAUGCAAAGUAUGACAUUCUCAACUUUUGGAAUUUUCCAGAAGGCCUUAAACUUAGGGUGAAAGUUGGAGAAUUUUCCCCACAUGUUCCACAUGGUCAACAAUUGUCUUUAUCUGAAAUGAUAAUAGAGUGGGCCACAGGGAUUACAGAGACUCCUCAAUCUGUAUGCAGUGAGAGUUGUAAACCUGGCUUUAGGAAAACUCCUCAGGAGGGAAAACCCACCUGUUGUUUUGAUUGCACCCACUGCCCAGAGAAUGAGUUUACUAAUGACACAGCAGAUAUGGAACAGUGCGUGAAGUGUCAAGAUCACCAAUAUGCCAACUCUCAGCAAAGCCACUGCCUCCCCAAAUCUGUAACUUUUCUGGCUUAUGAAGACCCCUUGGGAAAGGUUCUGACUGGCACAGCCUUGAGCUUUGUUAUUCUGACAGGUGUUGUUCUUGGAGUCUUUAUAAAGCACAGGCACACUCCCAUAGUUAAAGCCAAUAAUGAGGCUCUCAGUUACAUCCCGCUCACCUCUCUCAUCUCCUGUUUUCUCUGCUCCUUACUUUUCAUUGGGCAUCCCAACACGGCCACCUGCAUUCUCCGUCAAACUACCUUUGGAGUUGUGUUUACUGUGGCUGUUUCUACUGUCUUGGCCAAAACUGUCACGGUGGUUCUGGCUUUUAAGAUCACCAGUCCAGGCAGAAGGAUGAGGCAAUUGCUGAUAUCAGGGGCACCUAACUGCAUCAUCCCCAUCUGCUCUCUGAUCCAAUUCAUUCUCUGUGGAAUCUGGAUGGCAACAAAUCCACCUUUCAUUGACACGGAUGCACACUCUGAGCAGGGCCACAUAAUUGUGUGCAACAAGGGCUCCCUAACUGCCUUCUACUGUGUCCUUGGAUACCUGGGCUCUCUGGCCUUAGCAAGCUUCACUGUGGCUUUCCUAGCCAGGAACUUGCCUGACACAUUCAAUGAAGCCAAAUACCUGACAUUCAGCAUGCUAGUGUUCUGCAUUGUGUGGGCCACCUUCCUCCCCGUCUACCACAGCACCAAGGGGAAGGUCAUGGUGGCCAUGGAGGUCUUCUCCAUCUUGGCCUCCAGUGCAGGGAUGCUGUGCUGUAUCUUUGCCCCUAAGUGCUACAUCAUUUUGUUAAGGCCAAAUAGAAGUUAUCUGUGUAAGUUCAGAGAUAAAACACAUUCUUGGAGAAAGAUUCAUUCUUGAGUUAAAAUAUGCUUUCUCUAAAAUGCACAGU